Messenger RNA from Vigna radiata var. radiata (mung bean), 2330 nucleotides. RefSeq lists its product as uncharacterized. NCBI's taxonomy places the organism in Eukaryota, Viridiplantae, Streptophyta, Magnoliopsida, Fabales, Fabaceae. The coding region runs from base 211 to 2040 and encodes 609 amino acids. Gene Ontology annotation, biological process: nuclear DNA replication. The transcript is spliced from 15 exons. Gene Ontology annotation, cellular component: nucleus. The record is from RefSeq and is a predicted model, not a curated record.
AUGUAAAAGCACAAGAAGAGUGAACUAUUCAUUUUCAACCAGGUCCCGCCUCGCUCUCCCUUCCUCUGACUCUAUCUUCCCCCAUCAACUGCCGCGCCGGAAUCCAUCCGACACCGUUCGUCGUCGAGUAUCGCUCGUCACGAUUCACCUCUCCAUCUGAUUAAUCUCGAUGACGCUUGGUUGGUAAAAGUGCACAUAGCGGAACGAGGCAUGGCAAAGGUGGCUAAACCGGGUUCUCAUCGAAUUGGUUCGGUGCCUUUGAAAAGUGGACCUAUGGUUAAGAAGAAGACACCUUCGGAACUUAGGGGAGAGCUAUUGAAACGGGCAAGCUUUCUGGAUAAUAAUGCUGAAUCUCCACCCCCCUUGGCUGAUCCUGCUAAGACCACUGUGAGCAAUGGAUUAAAAAGAGCAGGGUUGUGGAAGCCCCCUAGAUACACUGACACACGGGUCGAUGAAGUAUUUGCUGCAAAAAAGCCCAGGUUUAAAAUUGCAUCUGGAAAGGAAAAUGAAAAAAGCAAGGAAAUUCCAUCCUUGGAACAAACAAGUAAUCCGAAAAAUCUUUCAGUUUUUUCUAUUUUGGAGGCUAAGAGACAGCAAGAAAAUUCAUGCCCAAAGACUUCUGAUGUGUCUUCUCAGUCUGGCAAAGAUAGUGUCUUAAAACCUUGUCAAACAUUUGAAAAGUGCAGUCAAGGGAAAUUUCGCAGUGUUUCUGAACUUUCAACAGCGGUUGAUAUAUCUUGUGGCUCAGGUGCUAUUGACCUGGGAAAAGCAUUAAGAGGACUAGCUGCACCUGAAGAACAUUAUGCUAAUGACAAAACUGCUGAUUUGGCUGAUGGGCACUCUGUUUUAGGAAAUUUCUUGUCUGAAUGCAAUUUAAUUGGCCAGAAGGUCCCUUUGGAUCUUACUUUAAAAUCCAGUAUGCGAAUUGUAUCGUCAUCUGUUAACUGGUCAGUUAUGCGUGGCACCAUGUCUCAGUUAGCCUUCCAGAAUAGUUAUUUCAAGAGUCAAAGUGUGAGAGGUUCUGAUGGCCUACAUUCAUGGAUGUAUCCUCAAUCCAUUCUCCCACCUUCUCUGAUAUCAGUAUUGAGCUCAUCAACAUCAGAUGGAGAAUUGGAUUUCUUAAGGAAACGACAAGUAGCAUGGGAGGAAUCCUUCCGGGACCUAUAUUAUAUGCUUAGGAAGGACAUUUGUAGCCUUUUUUAUGUUUGUACUGCUCAGUUUGUGGUGAUGUUUACUGGUGGUGACAGCUCUGGGAAAUCCAAAUGUUCAUGCAAUGCUUAUAUUUCUCAGUCAACCCAAGGUUUAAGAUCAUUGCUAAGAGAGCAUGAUGUCUGUUUCUCUAUGCCUCUUUGCCAUUCGAAAGUGGAACAGGUUGCAACUGAGGAUCUAGUUGAACUGUCAGAGAUAGAGAAACAAAACUUAGGACAGAUUAAGCGAUUAAGGUCAUUCUCCGAAGUUGAUAAUAGUCCACAAUCUUUGCUGGCAUUUAGUGGAAACAACACUGUACAUGCUUUAUAUGACUUUUUACUAAAUUACAGAUUUCUCUUGACUUCACUAUCUAGUAUGGACACUCCUGUUUUGUGUUCCCCUGUGCCAUUUCAAAAUUCUGCUUUGUCUUCUCCUGAUAUUAAAUUCACGGAGACAAGAAGAGCUGAGGACAUCGCUGCAUCUUAUUGUGGGUCUAUAUGGAAAGAUGGGGAACCUACACAAGGAUCUUCUGAUGGCCUUUGUACCAUUGAAAUUAAGGAUACUCUUCUUCCACCUUGGAUUAUCUGUCGUAUGUGUGCAUUGAUGUCUUCUGAAGGAAAAAGCUUUGAAGCAAGUUUUGCUACGGAUUUUAGCUCAAUUGGGUUGAAUGUUGCCUUGAAAUCAAUUUCUGAGAAGGAGAAAUCUGAAGCUGUAGAUAGUGAAAGUUUACAAGAACACAUUAAUACUUUUGGCAUUCCCGAAACUGUAGUCACUCCUCGAAUGUGUUCAUCUUCAUUAAAAGGUGUAAGGUACAGUGAUGGGUCUUACACGGCAUCUCUGUUGCCUGUAUAAUCUUGUCCAAACAAAGAACUUACAUGUAUCUGAUUAUUUAUUUUAAUGACUACCUGAUCCUUGACCCUCCAAAAGAUUAAUGAGGUGUUGUACUUCUAAAUCCAAAACUACUGGAACAUCUUGCCAACCAAGCGAAUGUAAUAUCCAUGUCAUCUGAGUAACAAAUUUUGGCCAUUGAUGCAUUUGAAGCAUCUUAUUCACUAUUAAAAAACUGUGACCUUGAGUUCCAAAAUGUCAAACUUAUUGUCUGUAUAAGUACAUUCAAAAGAACAUGUAAUUUGUCAAGUUAA